Molecule: messenger RNA, 574 nt
Organism: Medioppia subpectinata
Lineage: Eukaryota; Metazoa; Arthropoda; Arachnida; Sarcoptiformes; Oppiidae
Source: the annotation of a GenBank genome assembly
AUGCCAUUUAAAGUGUAAUUCAAUACAAAAGAGUUGUUUAUUAUCUGUUGAACUGAUCUAUCGAUCCAUCGAUUGAUUGUUUGUCUCAUUAAUCGUCUUAGUGUGGAAGCGAUGCCAUUGUUUAAGUUGCAGACAAAUAUACCGGCGGCUAAAAUCCCGGACAACUUCUUGUCCUCGACGGUUGAUUUGGUGGCGAAGACGUUGGGAAAGCCCAAGUCAUACGUUGUCGUCCAUGUAUUGCCGGAUCAGCUCAUGAAUUGGGGUGGUGUUGAGGGUCCGUGUGGUAUGGUUUCGGUCGAGAGUAUCGGACAGAUCGGUCGCGACCUCAAUAAGAGUCACUCGAAGGCCAUUUCAGCCCAUUUGGCCAAAGAGUUGGGAAUCGCUGCCGACAAGUGCUAUAUUAAUUUUGUGGAUCUAAACAAAGCCAAUGUUGGCUACAGUGGCACCACUUUUGAUGACCUCCUCUAACAACACAUCCAUUCAGUGAUCCCUUUUUGGCUUUAAAUUUGUUAAAAUUACUUCAAAUGGCAAUAUAUUUAGUAAUUGUGUUUUAAAAUGCAAUUAUGUUCUCAAC